UUGUAAAAAUAUUGUUACGUACUUCUUAAAAUGAGAUUUUAGAGGAAUUUUGUUAAGUUCUACCAUCUAAGUUGUUAAUGUAAUCAUUUUAUAAGUUUUAAGUAUUAGAAUCAAAAGAUUACCAUACAUUUAUUAAAGAGGAGUGCCGUUUUUAAGUAUACUAGUAACAGUAUAAUAUGGAGAAUAAUAAAACAAUUGUUCCACCGCAUCUUAAUGCGGAAGUCUACAGGUCAGAUACCACUGGCACCAGUACAUUGUCCUAUUUAGAUUAUAUUCGAAUUCAUCCAGAUGGAACAAUAUUAAUUGGAUGUUCAGAAUUAACCGGACGUUACUGGAAUGGAGGUGUCAAUAUCACACAGUGUGAGGGUAAAGAUAAAAAAUUUAAUAAAACUGAAAAAAAGAAUAUAAGCCUACCAAGUGGUACAGGGGAUGGAUGUUUUGUUGAAAAUUCUAACAAGGUAUUACUAUGUGAAGAUAGUGGUGCUGUCAGUGUGUGGACAACUAGUGAUGAAGCAUGGAAACAAUGGACCGAGGAGCUGUCAGUAGCUGAACAUGAUGAUAUGGUUCUCUCGGUUGACUGUUUGGAAUCUGGAAAGAAAUAUAUUACUGCAGGUGCUGAUGGAAAUGUGAAGGUAUGGGAUAUCUGUGACUUGGUUUGUGUAAGAAACUAUGACUCUGCUCACACAAUGGCAGUUAACACUGUCUCUGUCAGACCUAAAUCACACACCUUUGCGACUGGAUCAUUGGAUCAGUACAUUAGUUUGUGGGAUGAAAAUAUAUUUCAACCUGUUUGUGACAUUGUCAAAAACAACUGUGGUAUUCGCUGUCUACAAUGGUUAGAUGAGAAUUGUUUGGUAUUUGGAGAUGAUGCUGGUGUACUGAGCCUAUUGGAUAUUAGGAAGCCAGGAGAUGGUACCAAAUUAGCUGAAUUUCCUGCUGCUGUACAUCAAAUAGCUGUUAAGUCAGGUACAAAUAAACUGGCAGUAUGCUGUGACAAUAAAACAGUAACCGUGUGUGACAUUAUGUCAGAUAGCAAGAUUAAUAUCACAUAUAAGAAUGGAAAGAUGCAUAAUGGGUUUGUUAGAGGCUUGUCAUGGGAUGUGAGAGAUGAAGAUGUUUUAUAUUCUGUGGGAUGGGACGGGGAACUAUGUAAGCACAAUAUUAAUGAAAAACGUACAAAGGAAGAUUCUUAAUGUAUAUUUUCACAAAUAUAAAUAAG
Messenger RNA from Papilio machaon (common yellow swallowtail), 1219 nucleotides. RefSeq names its product methylosome protein 50-like. The record is from RefSeq and is a predicted model, not a curated record. Gene Ontology annotation, cellular component: methylosome. Bases 177 to 1193 code for a protein of 338 amino acids. The transcript is spliced from 6 exons. Gene Ontology annotation, biological process: oocyte axis specification. Gene Ontology annotation, molecular function: protein binding. NCBI's taxonomy places the organism in Eukaryota, Metazoa, Arthropoda, Insecta, Lepidoptera, Papilionidae.